AUGGAUAUAGAUAAAUUAAAAGUUCAACUUUGUAAAUUAGUUACGGAUUCACUUGACAGACAUUCAUACUCUGCUUCAAUAUUUUAUUGUGAUAAACUACUCCAAUUAUCAACUCCCAAUCCUUCUAAAGAAUAUAGUGAUAAUAUAUAUUUAUAUUGUGAUUGUUUAUUUAGAGAUAAACAAUAUCAAAGAACAUCGUUUCUUCUACAGAAAUAUAUUGAACAACCGAAUUCGAUUGUCUAUAAGAAGCACAUCUAUUUGGCUGGUAGAGCGAAACUAGAGUUACAAAAUUGGGAAAAUGUAUUAAAGAUAUUGGGUGAUGACGAUCAGCAAAUGUUACAAUAUUAUAAUAUCGUAGAUAAUCAACAACAACAACAACAAAAUGAUACAAAUCAAUCUAUAAAUAUUUCAUCAAUGAUAUCACUUUUAAGAGCAAAAGCAUUUGAAGGAUUGGAUAACUUGAAGAAAGCAAAGUAUUGGUAUAUAAAAUCACUUAAACAAGAUUAUAAGAAUCAUGAAUCAUUUGAAUCAUUGGUUAAUAAUCAUAUAUUAAAUUAUACAGAGGAAUUAGAAUUGAUAUCUCUAUUGAAUUUCUCAGCACAAGAUAAAUGGUUAGAAGAGUUAUACUCUACAUUAUUAAAGAAAAAAGAUAACAAGAAAAGAUUUAUAAAUAUAGAUUGUGGCGAUCAAUCUAUUAACCAAUCACUUAUCAACAUUAUAUUAAAAGAUGAUAAAUAUUAUAAUAAUAAGACAUGUUUGAUGGUGAAUCUAUCGUCGAUGUACGAGCUUGGCAUGAAGAAUGAACUACACUAUCAAUGUCAUCAGUUGAUCGAUAGUCAGAUACAACCGGCCAUCGCAUGGUAUGGAAUUGCAUGUUACUAUCACCUGAUACAGAACAUCGAUAUGACACAGAAAGCAUUUACAAAAUCGACAACCUACGACUCGAAACUCGGUGCGUCAUGGCUCGGUUUUGGACACUACUUUGCCAACAAAGGUGAACACGACCAAGCAAUGUCUGCCUACAGAACUGCAUCAAGAUUAUUAACUGGAUUACAUUUACCUUUACUUUGUAUUGGAAUGGAGUUGAUUGGAAUACAUAACUUCAACUUGGCGGAACAGUAUCUUCAGCAGGCAUUAGACAUAUGUCCAUACGAUCCGUUAAUCUAUAAUGAAUUGGGUGUAAUCGCUUACAAAGCUCAUGAUUUUAAACAAGCAAUUCAAUUCUUCUUAAAAGCAUUAGAUAUUGCUAAUUUUAACCAACAACAAUCAUCUAAUAACAACAGCAAUAGCAAUAGUAAUAUUUUAUUUAAAAGUAAUAAUACAAGUAGUAGCAUAAUUAAGAGUCAAUUUCCAACAUUGUUCAAUGCUGCAUACGAGCCAACACUCUUUAACUUGGCACACUGCUAUAGAAAGUGCAGACAGUUCAACGAAGCUUUGAAGUACUAUCAAAUAGCACACACACUCUCACCAGGUAACUCAUCGAUCUACAGCGCACUGGGCUUCACUCAUCACCUUCAAGGUAACUUUGACGAAGCAAUCGAUUACUAUCAUCAAUCACUCUCGAUUCGCGACGACAACUUUACAAACACACUCCUAAACAAAGCACUCUCACUUUCAUUAUUAAAAUUUGAAUAA
Molecule: messenger RNA, 1635 nt
Organism: Heterostelium album PN500
Lineage: Eukaryota; Evosea; Eumycetozoa; Acytosteliales; Acytosteliaceae
Gene: anapc6
Product: TPR repeat-containing protein
Exons: 7
Coding region: 1-1635 (544 amino acids)
Biological process (GO): cell division
Molecular function (GO): protein binding
Source: RefSeq, a predicted model, not a curated record